Messenger RNA from Drosophila willistoni, 3860 nucleotides. It is a transcript of the gene Mgat4a, whose product is annotated as alpha-1,3-mannosyl-glycoprotein 4-beta-N-acetylglucosaminyltransferase A. Bases 721 to 2466 code for a protein of 581 amino acids. The record is from RefSeq and is a predicted model, not a curated record. Gene Ontology annotation, cellular component: endoplasmic reticulum; Golgi stack; endoplasmic reticulum-Golgi intermediate compartment. Gene Ontology annotation, molecular function: acetylglucosaminyltransferase activity. Gene Ontology annotation, biological process: protein N-linked glycosylation. The transcript is spliced from 4 exons. NCBI's taxonomy places the organism in Eukaryota, Metazoa, Arthropoda, Insecta, Diptera, Drosophilidae.
AACUCUUCCCUUUCUCUGGUGCGAGCCAAUAAUUUUUCGCAUAAAAACAUCGCGAGUGGUAGUGCUUAUACUAAAACUACAUUAUUUACAUAAUGACAGCAAUGAAUUGUUUAAAAAGGAUCUAAGUUAUAAAUCCAGCCAAUAGAAGCAUUGGAACUGGGAAAUUUCGGCCAUAUAAUAAACGCACUUUGAACACAGGAAAGAUGAAGUUUGAUGAUUUCGGUUGGGAACGAGUGGUUAAUUUAGAGUACAUAUAUACACAGACAUAUGUAUUCAUAUGUGAAUGUAUCCACUCUCCAAGCUAUAAGAUUGUGGAAAUCUUAAUUUAAUUUAACCUGUUCAAGCCCGCAGAAGCCAUCGAUCCGAGCGUAGAAAAGCUACAUCUCAACAAAGAAGGGCAGCAACACUGCGGACACGGAACAAUCAAAUGCAUUUAAUCGGGUUCUACUAACGUUGGCUAAUUCACUUCUUAAAGCUGUAAUUAAUUAAAAUCCCGAUUUGAGAAAAUAAAACCUUUUGACUCUUGGCCAUGUCAUGAGAACUGCGGCAGCUGUCUUCAAAGAAGACGACGACGACGACGGAGGCAUUGUUAACCAGAGUCAGGUCCCAAGCACUAGUCACAGUAAAAUGAGUAAAAUUUUGAGACGCACAACGAAGGCGGAAAAGAUUUAAACCUAUAAUCCUUCUCUGAACAACGAACUAAGCAACAAAGAAACGAAAAUGUUCAAAAUAAGGCAACGGAAUUGUAUGCUGAUAGUCACGGCCCUUGUGCUGGCUCCUUGCAUUGUCAUCUUGAUAGUCAUGGGGCCGGAAUUGUCCAACGAACAAUCGCUGACCCAACGACUAGCCGAGUGUCAUAUGAGGCUGCAGUACCUUGAAUCCAUGUAUCGUGCCCGCCAAGAGGAUGUGGCGUUGCUCUCCCAAUAUUUUGGACAAUUACAACAGAAUGGUAAUAUGACAAGCUUUCCGCCACCAUUACCAGUUGCCAAUCUGCUUGAUGGCCUCAGUCCGGAGGCCAGGCAACUGCUAAGGAAUGCCUCACAUACAACCAAAGCGGGACCCGGAGGCAUGGUCGCUAAACAAAAUAUUCGCUUGCCCAAUGCUUAUCAUUUUCUACCUCAUUUGCUAGACGAUGCAGGAUCGCUGCGCCCUUCGUAUCUGCAAAGCAAAGGACGUACAGAUGUAAGCAUCGUUUUGGGAAUACCAACAGUCAAGAGAGAGAAACAAUCCUACCUACUGGGCACUCUGCAUAAUCUUAUUGAGAAUAUGAAUGAAGAAGAACAGAAUGAGACUUUAAUCAUAGUUUAUAUAGGCGAAGUUGAUGCCGAGACUGUCCAAGUUAUAGCCAAGCAAAUAGUAACGAGCUUUGAGCAGCAAGUAGAGCAAGGACUUAUUGACAUAAUAGCACCCUCGCCUAGUUUUUAUCCCAAUUUCGAGAGAUUAAGAAUAACCCUUAAUGAUUCGCUCGAGCGUGUCAAGUGGCGUAGUAAGCAGAAUUUGGAUUUUGCAUACCUAAUGGCCUAUGCGCACUCAAAAGGCACGUUUUACGUUCAACUCGAAGAUGAUAUUCUGACAAAGAGACAGUUUAUAACGACCAUGAAGAAGUUUGCAUUAAUAAAGAGUGCCUUGACUAAACCGGAUCAGCCAUCUUGGUUUGUCUUGGACUUUUGCCAACUGGGUUUUAUAGGCAAAAUGUUCAAGAGUGCGGAACUGCCUUAUUUGAUAACUUAUUUUCAAAUGUUUUACAACGAUAAGCCCGUGGAUUGGUUGCUUACCUAUUUUAUUGAGUCUAAAGUUUGCCGUACCGACAAGGAUCAAAAGCAUUGCAAUCAGGAGAAAGCCAAGUAUUGGCAACAUUUUCGGAAAUCUCUAUUUCAACAUAUAGGCACCAGCUCUUCGUUGAAGGGUAAAGUGCAGAAGUUAAAAGAUAAACAGUUUGGUAGUAAAGUGCCUACUUUUUAUGCCCAUACUCAUAAUCCUCCGGCAUUAGUCAAAUCGUCCAUAGCUCCCUAUAAGAAUUACCUACUCAAACGAGCCUAUCGUGGUGAAUCGUAUUUCUGGGGCCUAUUGCCACAACCGGGAGAUCUGAUACAAUUUGUUUUUGAGCAGCCCAUUCUACUUAGACGAUAUCUAUUCCGCAGCGGCAACUCAGAGCAUCCAUCCGAUCGAUUUUAUAAUACCACUAUUGAGUUAUUACCAUCAGAUUCAUUAAGCGAGAAUUCUUCCGUAUGGAGUAACUACAAUACAACUACCGAUGGCUUUCUGAUAGUUGGUUCUUUUGAUAACUUGGGCGUUGCUGAGGGUCUUCUUGACCCCAAAAUUGGUCCACUUAAGGAAUUACGCCUUCACGUCCACAGCGAUAGUGAAAAUUGGGCUCUGCUUAGCGAAAUUGAGCUGCAGGAGAUAGGCAAUGGUAGCAAAUCGGAGGAAAAUGUUGCCAAACCCCGCUAUGCGUCAGGCAGCUGAUUGCUACAUCGCCACAGGCUGCAUCAAGAUCUAGAUGAUUAGAUGUAAACUCAACUCAUACACCAUCCCCACUAAAACACAUUCCCUUUGUCUUUAAUCUAGACAUCUGUGUGUAUAUUUUUCGAAUACUAUACCCUUUUCCAUAUGUGUAAAUAACUCUCCCUUCUAAUUGUAGUUGUGUAAGUUCGUAUUUACAAAACAGACAGUACAGUACUCUAUCGCAUAUAGCUAGGAUUUGAUUUCACAGAAAACAUUAAAGGGAAACAGAAAAAAUCCUGGGUUUAUAAGUCCUUUCCACUUUAAAUCUUACGAUUCCUCUUAUGUAUGUAAAAUCAGAGAUCAUGCGUUAGCCAGAUAAUAAUAUACAUACAUACAUGUAUGGCUGCUCGUUCCUUGUCAAACAGAAAUUCCCAAUGACCAAUUUAAAUGAUCUUGGUCUAAAAAAAAAUCUCUGGACAAAUCUAUUUUGGUAGGUCUGUGGCUCCUUAAUGUAUUUCCAGUGUGGGUCUUAAUAUAGCGGUUUAAAAGAAACCGUGGAGCGGUUUUAAAUUUUAAAUUUUUAAAUUAUGUGAAUAUUUCACAAAAAAACAAUUUAUGUAAUGAUAAAUUUAAAAAUUUAACUUUCUAUCUUUCCGAUUCAUAAUCACCGACUCCAAGAAAAGCGAAAUACCAAAUUUUAGCAUAAUCCAACCAUGCUUAGCGCAGGAUUCUCCAUGAUGAAGGUGGUGGAUCUAUGUUAUCGCCUCUUUGGGUAUUCCUGCAAUCUUUAAUAUGAAACCCUAAGAAUUCAAAUCGGAUUACAGAUUUUGAAGUUUGGCUAUCUUUGAACUGCUUAAAUAAGAUUAUUAUUAAAAAUACUUAAAAGAGUCACUCCCCCACCGAAAGUCGGUUAUCCAAAGAAUUUUGUAAGACCAAGAUUAUUUAAAUCCAUUUACAGAAUUUUCGGAUACAAUCUUUUUCCGUUUAAUAAAGAAUGGGCCAUGUUUUUUGAAAACAAUUUUUUAAACAAACACAAUUUUCAAUAUAAAACGUCUAACGUCAAACUGCGCAAAAAUCCAACAUAGCGUAUCCAAUUUGUUUUAUGAAAACUAUUCUUGCAUAUUUACAUUUACCAUAUAUUUACAUAUAUAAAUGCUUAGCGAAACAUGCUGCAAGUGCCCCUUCCAUUUGUUUAAUGUGUUAAUAGUUAGAUUUUACAUUUUAAACAUUUUUAUAUGAAAUUAUGCACGCUAAGCUAUGAGUGUGUGAUUAACUAAACGGUUUUAUAUGUCCUUUGAUAUUAUUAUUAACAAUUUGUUUGUUAAGUUUUCCUUUUAAGCUGUGAAAUUAGAAAUUAAGUUCAAAUCUUGACUUAAAAAAUCGUUUGGCAAUACAUUCCAUUAUAUAUGCUGAAA